AUGCCGCAAGGUCCCCAGGGACCGCCUGUCACGAUUGUUCCCCCUCAACCUAUACCCAUGGUCGAGCCCACCGUAAUGCGCUUGCCUCCGUCGCGAACGCCUUCUAUACGGUCACGUCCUUCUGAGGAAUACAGUGACUAUGAGGUUCCGAGACACACACCUCCGCCUGACGCGAUCCACGUUCUAGCUCUAGCUCCAGUGGUGCCUACGGAACCUCGGGUUGGUUCACCUCGACAACCCGAUGCUCCCCGCACUCAGCCGCUCAAGGCCCCUCCAGCUCUGCCACCUGCUCCUAUUGCUCCUACUGCUCCUGCCGUGCAUCCUCCAAUUAUCGUUCAACCGCUUCCGCCUAGCGUCUCUCAAGUUGUGGAAAGGCGGCUCGCUUCGACUCGACCUCCAAGGUCUCCCGUGCCUCAGAGGGAAGAGCCGUCUCACGGGGAGCCUGCCACGAUUGUAGUUCGCACACAUUCCCCAGAACGGUCACCAUGUCGGGUCAGCUACCGUCGCACGCAUCGCUCUCGUUCAAGAUUACCGACGCCCGGACUUCUCGUUGUUGUACAGCCGACUUCCAUGGGCCCAUAUCCUGGAGGACAGCUGCAAAUGCCGCAUCCUGUUCCUCCUAGUGUUCCUGUUAUCGUGCAGAGGACUCGAUCGCGAACAAGAUUACCCAGUCCUAUUAUAAUCCACUCUGACAGGGGUCGUUCUCCCAGCAUAGACAGAGAUGGUCGGCGGCGUAGACCUCGCUCACCGACCGGCGUUGUAGAAGGCGAUCCUCACAGAUGCUCCCCAUCACCAACCGUCCUGCAUCGACGAUCGCGUCCCACAAUGAGAAGAAUAUUCUCCCAGAUGAGCCUCGAGGUCGCCUCCCAUAGUAGUAUGCCACGGGUCACGGUCCCCCACCAUUCGACUCCCUGGUGA
This is a messenger RNA of Sparassis crispa, 918 nucleotides long. RefSeq lists its product as hypothetical. The record is from RefSeq and is a predicted model, not a curated record. The transcript has a single exon. Bases 1 to 918 code for a protein of 305 amino acids. Lineage: Eukaryota; Fungi; Basidiomycota; Agaricomycetes; Polyporales; Sparassidaceae.